This is a messenger RNA of Symbiodinium natans, 1023 nucleotides long. The record is from the annotation of a GenBank genome assembly. Lineage: Eukaryota; Dinophyceae; Suessiales; Symbiodiniaceae.
AUGACGGCGAUGGCAGUCGCAGCGCAUUCUGCUUUCGUUACUUCUUAUUUUCCGCGCGCGGGAGCAGUUGCGAGAUCUGUGCAGAAGCUUGCACAUGGCAGCCGAAGACUCUCAGCUGCUGCUGGGGUCCCGCGAUCUGCACGCUGGCUGGUCAAGGAGGCCUCUCGCCAGCCAGCAUACAGUCCGGAUGGUAGGCUACGCCCUGGUCUGAACGUUCUGCCGCCCGGCCAAUGGCUGCGCACCGAUGAGGACGAUGCAGAGGUCGUGGCAAUGAAGCGAGCCGCGCUUGAUGACCCUCAGCUGGGUUCGAGCUUGUCGGCCUCUGACGGGAAAGAGUCGACGUUCGCCGCCGAGGAGGAGCUGUACUCGCUGGUGGCAGCAGCUUGUGAGCCAGCUGACCAUCCACAGAAGAUACAGAAGGGAACUCUGGCCGCAGCUGCUAGGCUCAUACCAGAAGAUCUCGUACUGCUGCGACAGAAUGGCGAGGAGCCUGCCACGAUGUGUUCGGUGUGCGUGUGCUUCUCGUUUGGCCAGCUGCCGGCGAAACUCGGUGCUCCACUCUCUGAUAUCCACGCACCCGUCCCUGGAUAUGCCGACAGUCUUCGCCGUCCUCUUGACCGGAUUUUUGCCAAGCUCCGCCCUGAGAAGAGUUUCUGGCGCACCAACUUCGAGUUCCGCUGGACUGGAGACUUGCUGCACCCAUCCGCGAGUGACGAUCCAAGCCUGAAAGGUGACUUGUCGCACGCGGCUGGAGCGGCUGUUGAUGAAGCCAAGAUGGGCCCUGCAGAUAUGUUCCUGCGAGUCGAGUAUCAGACAAUCCGCCGCUUGCCAGAGUCUCAGCACAUUGCCUUUACCAUCCGGUCAUACACAGACCCUUUACCGCUGGUCGCUGCAUCACCUGCUUCUGCCGCCCUGGCGCGGCAAGUAGCCGGUCUCAGCCCAGACAUGGCAGCUUACAAGGGCAUCAGCAAGAGCAUGCGGCCUCGUAUUGAAGCGUACCUGAGGAGCGCAAGCGGUGCGUAA